GCAGGCUUGCUCGGUGAGCUCAUCCCGGGGCGCAGAGGAAGGAGCGAGCUGCUGCAGCAGCUCCUGCACGCAGAAGAGAAGCGGCCGGAGCAACUUUGUUAGGUGAAACGUCUAGAUAUACCAUGCUUAGGUGCUGAAAAAAAGGAAUAUCAACUGUAAAAUGAUGUGAUUAAAGCAAUAUAUUUGAAGAUAUAAAUGGUCACUGUGUGCAGAGGAUAUUGUUUCUGUUCAUGGAGUUUGUUUGCUAAUUAAGGGUCUUAUUUUUCAAGUCCUUCUAUGAAUGAUGAGCCUUUAUAAAAUCAAAUUGCUAAGCCUGCCUGCCUGAGCAUAUCAGCAUUUUCUUGGACAGUGUUCAGAACUGAAGAGAAAGGGUGAAUCUUCUUGAAGGUCCUCUGCUGUUGGAUAGGGGCUUCCAAUGAUUACUAAUAGAGUUUAGGUGAUAUCAGAUAGCCACAUGCAAGUAUUGAAGUUCAGAUCAUCUGCCCCAUCAGGUUUAAAGCGAAUAUUGAAGCUUUGGCCCCCACUAUUUUUGUAUGUGUGGAAGAUGACUGCUUGAUAAAAUGGGUGACUUUCAAUUCCAAAGAAGUGAAAAUGACUGAAGAACAGCAUCUUUAGACUAUUUGCCACUAAAUUAAAUGAUCACAACUGGGAUCUCAUGCACCCCUUAUAUUUUCUGGAGGAUCUUCUCCAGAAGAGAGUUUUACAUUUAAAAGGAGGACAUGAGUGUAUUUUCCUUUGGAGCUUACUAAGACUAAACACACUUUCCAAUAAUGACCAGCUUGAAACGGUCCCAGACUGAAAGGGCUGUUGCCACCGGAAUAUCAGAUGUUGCCCCCAAAGUACAUUCAGAUGACUUUUAUAUGAGGCGCUUUAGAUCACAGAAUGGUAGCUUGGGAUCUUCAGGAAUGGCUCCAGUAGGCCCUCCACGCAAUGAAGGAUCACAUCAUCUUACUUCUACUCCUGGAGUUCCUAAAAUGGGAGUUAGAGCAAGGAUUGCAGACUGGCCCCCAAGGAAGGAGAAUGUCAAAGAAAACAGUAGAUCAAGUCAAGAAAUGGAUACAUCGAACUGUCUGGAUAGUAUGUCCUCAAAAAGUAGUCCAGGGAGUCAGGGAAGUUCUAUUAACUUAAACAGUAGUGAUUCUGUCAUGUUGAAGAGUAUUCAAAACACACUUAAAAACAAAGCAAGACAAUCUGACAACUUAGAUUCUAGAUUUCUUACACCUGAUGGUUACCACAGCUCCCCAAGAAAAGCUCUUCGUAGAAUAAGACAGCGUAGUAAUAGUGACAUCACUCUAAGUGAGCUUGAUGUAGAUAGUUAUGAUGAAUGUAUCUCACCCAGUUACAAAUCGGGACCAUCACUGCACAGAGAAUAUGGCAGCACCUCCUCAAUAGAUAAGCAAGGUACCUCAGGGGAAAGUUUUUUUGACUUGUUAAAAGGUUAUAAAGAUGAUAAGUCUGAUCAAAGACGUCCAGCCUCCAGCAAAUUUAGUGAACUCCUUAUAGCUAGUGGAAGUAAAGGUUCGGGAUUUUCUUUGGAUGUGAUAGAUGGACCCAUUUCUCAAAGGGAGAACCUUCGAUUAUUUAAAGAAAGGGAGAAACCACUGAAGAGGCGUUCAAAAUCAGAGACCGGAGAUUCUUCUAUUUUUCGCAAGCUGCGUAAUGCCAAAGGUGAAGGAGAUCUCGGAAAGACUUCAGAUCUAGAAGACAGCAGAUCAGAGGAUAGUGUCAAGCCUUGGACUUGCCCCAAAUGUUUUGCUCAUUAUGAUGUCCAGAGUAUAUUAUUUGAUUUAAACGAAGUGGCAGUUAACCGGCAUAAUGUUAUAAAAAGAAGGAACACAACUACUGGAGCUUCUGCUGCUGCGGUUGCAUCGUUAGCUUCUGGACCGUUGUCCCAUUCUGCAAGUUUUAAUUCCCCUAUGGGUAGUACAGAAGAACUGAAUUCUAAAGGAAAUUUAAAUGUGGACCAGGGAGAUGAUAAAAGCAAUGAUCUUGUAUUGAGUUGUCCAUAUUUUCGUAAUGAGAUCGGUGGAGAAGGAGAAAGAAAUAUCAGCCUCACCAAAUCUAACUCUGGAUCCUUUAGUGGCUGUGAAAGUGCCUCUUUUGAGUCUACUCUUAGCUCUCAUUGCACAAAUGCGGGAGUGGCUGUACUUGAAGUACCCAAAGAAAAUCUGGUGUUACACCUGGACAGAGCCAAGAGGUACAUUGUUGAACAUGUGGAUCUUGGUGCAUAUUACUAUCGGAAAUUCUUCUAUCAGAAAGAACACUGGAACUACUUUGGGGCAGAUGAAAACCUUGGUCCCGUAGCUGUCAGCAUCAGAAGAGAAAAACCUGAGGAAAUAAAAGAAAAUGGUUCCCAGUACAAUUACCGCAUUAUUUUCAGAACUAGUGAGCUUACAACACUAAGGGGUACUGUCUUGGAAGAUGCAAUACCUUCAACUGCAAAGCAUUGCACAGCCAGGGGGUUGCCCUUGAAAGAAGUCCUAGAACAUGUGGUUCCUGAAUUAAAUAUACAUUGCCUCAGGUUGGCUUUCAAUACCCCUAAAGUCACAGAGCAGCUUAUGAAACUCGAUGAACAAGGGUUAAGCUAUCAGCUGAAAGUGGGAAUCAUGUACUGCAAGUCUGGGCAAAGCACAGAAGAGGAAAUGUACAAUAAUGAAUCAGCAGGCCCAGCCUUUGAAGAAUUUCUUCAGUUGCUGGGAGAACGGGUUCGACUUAAAGGAUUUGAAAAGUAUCGUGCCCAGCUAGACACAAAGACUGAUUCAACUGGUACGCACUCUCUUUAUACAACGUAUAAAGAGUAUGAAAUCAUGUUUCAUGUUUCUACAAUGUUACCAUAUACACCCAACAACAAACAACAGCUGUUAAGAAAACGACACAUUGGGAAUGAUAUCGUGACAAUAGUUUUCCAAGAACCUGGAGCCGAAUCAUUUAGCCCAAAGAAUAUUCGUUCUCACUUUCAACACGUCUUUGUCAUUGUCCGAGUGCACAAUCCUUGUACUGACAACGUUUGUUACAGUGUUGCUGUGACAAGAUCAAGAGAUGUGCCCUCAUUUGGACCUCCAAUUCCUAAAGGCAUCACCUUUCCUAAAUCAAAUGUAUUCAGGGACUUCUUACUGGCCAAAGUGAUCAAUGCUGAGAAUGCAGCUCAUAAAUCAGAAAAAUUCCGUGCUAUGGCUACUAGAACCCGUCAGGAAUACUUGAAAGAUUUGGCAGAAAAGAAUGUGACAAAUACACCCAUUGAUCCUUCUGGCAAAUUCCCUUUCAUCUCACUUGCUUCUAAGAAGAAGGAGAAAUCCAAACCCCAUCCAGGAAUAGAAUUGCAUAGUUCUGGCGCUGUUGUGUGGAUUCUCCAUGCUAAAGAUUAUAGCAAGGGUUUAGAUAUAGAUUGUCUUUUGGGCAUUUCUAAUGAAUUUGUUGUUGUAAUUGAACAAGAUACGAAAAGUGUUGUAUUCAAUUGUUCCUGCCGCGAUGUAAUAGGGUGGACUUCAACAGAUACAAGCGUCAAAAUUUUCUAUGAAAGAGGAGAAUGCAUUUCUGUGGAAAGUUUCAAAAACCCUGAAGAUAUCAAAGAGAUUGUCAAAAGACUAGAGCUCGUGACCAAGGGAUGUGAGUCAGUGGAGAUGACUUUACGACGGAAUGGAUUGGGUCAGCUUGGCUUCCAUGUGAAUUAUGAAGGAAUCGUGGCAGAUGUUGAACCAUAUGGCUAUGCUUGGCAAGCAGGAUUACGGCAAGGCAGCAGAUUAGUGGAAAUUUGCACUGUGGCUGUCGCUACUCUAAGCCACGAGCAAAUGAUUGAUCUCCUGAGAACUUCAGUUACUGUGAAGGUUGUCAUUAUCCCACCUCAUGAAGAUUGUACUCCACGAAGAAGUUUUUCAGAAAUUCAUCGCAUGCCAGUAAUGGAAUACAAAAUGAAUGAUGGCGGAGUUCCAUACGAGUUCAAAUUCCCAUUCAGAAAUAAUAACAAGUGGCAGAGAAAUGCUAACAAGGGGCAAGCAUCUCAUGUUCAGCAAAUGCCAUCACAGACGCAAAGUCCAAUUCCCACUAGAGUUGCCUCAGGGAAAGGUGAAGGAAAAAUGCCUCCUCCAGAUCGGGCCGCCAACAUUCCACGUAGUAUUUCUAGUGAUGGCCGUCCACUGGAGAGUAGAAGAUUAUCUCCUGGUUCUGAUGUCUAUGUCACAGUGUCCUCCAUUGCCUUAGCAAGAUCACAGCAGUGUCGUAAUUCUCCAAGCAAUUUAUCAUCCUCAAGUGAAACUGGCUCUGGUGGAGGGACAUACAGGCAAAAAUCUAUGCCUGAAGGAUUUGGAAUGAGUAGAAGAUCUCCUGCCUCCAUUGAUAGGCAGAACACAGAUACCAGCGGCAGUGGCAAAUCUACCCCAAGUUGGCAGAGAAGUGAGGAUAGUAUUGUUGAUCAGAUGGAAGCAACAUGCCAUCUGCCUGCAAUGUCCAAAAUGCUGCCAUCCUUCAGAGAAAGUCCAACAGGAAGGUUGAUGAGGCAGGAUCCAGUAGUUCACCUAUCUCCAAAUAAGCAGGGUCAUUCUGACAGCCACUACUCCAGCCACUCAAGCAGUAAUACGCUAUCUAGCAACGCUUCCAGUGUUCAUAGUGAUGAGAAAUGGUAUGACAGUGGAGAUAGGACUGAAUCAGAGCUGAAUAGUUACAACUACCUUCAAGGCACUUCUGCUGAUAGUGGCAUCGAUACCACUUCAUACGGUCCCAGCCAUAGUAGUUCAACCUCUCUGGGCAACUCGGCAACAUCUCCCCGAUCAGGACUUAUAAAAGAAAAAGUGGCAUCACUUUGGCACAGUUCCAGUGAAAUGGUCUCCAUUGCAGAUCGGACUUUAGAGAAAGACAGCCACAUGAUGGACAGAAAAACAGAAUCUUCAUUGAGCUUGGACAUCCAUACCAAAAGUCAACCAGCCUCCAAUCCUUUAACAAGAGAAAACAGUGCUUUUAGCCUGAGUGAUGCUGGUUCCCAUUCAAGUACCAUGGGCUCCCGACAUUCUGCCAGCUCCAUUGUUUUCACCAGUGCCAGAAGUUCACCUAAAGAAGAGCUUCAUUCUGCCACUUCCCCACAGUUAGCACCUUCUUUCUCCUCUUCUUCCUCCUCUUCUGGUCCUAGAACUUUCUACCCACGUCAGGGUGCUACUAGCAAGUACCUGAUUGGAUGGAAAAAACCUGAAGGGACAAUAAACUCUGUGGGGUUUAUGGAUUCAAGAAAACGACAUCAGAGUGAUGGUAAUGAAAUGGCACAUCCUAGGUUGCGUGCAUCAGCCAGAGAUCUUCGAGCCUCACCAAAGAGAGCAUCUAAAUCAAAUAUUGAAGAAGAGUUGAAGAAGCUAAUAGAUCUGGACAGCCCAACACCCGACUCUCAGAAAAACUUUAAGUCUCCAUUCCCUAGCACUCCUAUUUCAAGGCGUGCCUUGCAGCGAACUCUGUCAGAUGAGAGUAUUUAUAGCAGUCAAAGAGAACAUUUCUUCCCCUCCCGAGCUUCCCUUCUGGACCAAGCUCUUCCAAACGAUGUCCUUUUCACCAGUACAUACCCAUCUCUCCCCAAAUCAUUACCACUAAGAAGGCCAUCAUACACAUUGGGAAUGAAAUCCUUACAUGGAGAGUUCUCUGCCUCUGACAGCUCCCUCACAGAUACCCAGGAGCAGAGAAGGCAACCGAUGCCAGAUCCAGGGCUCAUGCCCUUGCCUGAUUCAGCUUCAGAUUUAGAUUGGUCAAAUUUGGUAGAUGCUGCCAAAGCCUUUGAAGUCCAGCGAGCAUCCUUUUUUGCAAGUGGUGAUGAAAACCAUAGGCCCAUCAGUGUUGCCUCAAGUAAUGAUCAGGCUGAAGAUCAGCUUGCUGCACAGAUGAAGCCUUACGCUGAUAAAGAAUCACCUCCUUCUCUUGCUUCUAAAGUGAACCAGCUGGAGAGUAUGCUAAGAAUAUUACAGGAAGAUUUAAAGAAGGAAAAAGAAGACAAAGCCAAUCUUCAGGCUGAAGUGCAACAUUUACGAGAGGAUAACUUACGAUUACAAGAGGAAUCGCACAAUGCCUCUGAAAAACUGAAGAAAUUCACUGAAUGGGUUUUCAACACAAUCGAUAUGAGUUAAUAGCACAUAUGAAACGAAACACAUUGGCAAAAAAUAUCUCUGGAGUGGGCCUGAGCUUUAACACCAUCCUAAAUUAUACAAACCCAGUCAGAGCACUUUCAUAUGUUUCAUAUUAGGGGUACCUUUUUUUGGUUUUCCUUUAUUUCAUUUUAACAUAUCUGCAAGCACCCAGAAUUACUGCAGAUCAACUAUCAGUGAAUGCCUUUUAUAGGAAAAGAAGAAAAAAUAAUAAUUUUAAAGGAAAUAAAAAUUUAACUACUAAAAUGUGAAUGUCUUUAGAUUUUUUGCACAUUUUCUUUACCUGUUCUGUAUAAAAUUACUUGGACUAGAAUAACUGUCCAUUUGCCUCUAAUUCUAUUCAUUACUUUGUAUAAGUUUCAGAUUAAUCCGCUUCAUUCUCGCUACUUUAGUAAAUAUUUCAGCAAGACUUUUCCCCCCAAUGCUUCCUUUCCAUCAUUUUGAAUAUACUACAGGCAAGAGAGGUUGUUAACUGUCUUGCGUGUCUCUUAAGAAUGCUAUCUCCACACCUGUUGUAUAGAAUCAUUGCCCAAAGAAUAUCAGAAUGUGCAUACACAUCCAUGUGUGUAUAAAGUGUAGCUAGCACAAAGCUAUGGAUAUGUCAAACUAUCCACUUAUUUUUUGCACAUCUAUAUAAAUUUGAUGCUCCCAAACGAAACUGCUUGAGAUAAACAUUGCAAAGUAGAUAUAUUAAAUGCAUAUUUCUUCUCUGGAAAAGAGAAAAAAAUGCUAUUAUUGUAAGAAUUAUUCUGUCUUUUACCAGCCAUGAAUAUUUCUUUCAGUGGUCCCUUCUAAUGAUUGAAUUAAUUUUUCAUAAAUACUUAAUUCCUGCUGUCUAAGAAAUUAUUGAUAGCUUUCCGUGGCUGCUAGAAUUCUCUCUUAGCACCUUUACUUAUAUAGAGAUUUUUUUAUAUAUGUGCACACACAGAUUAAGAAGUUAAAAAUGCAAAUCUAUAUCUUUUACUCCGUUGGCAUAAAUAUGGCAUAAAUUAAUUUUCAGUAGUUUUCCAGCUAUUGCCUCAAAUAAAAUCAUAAUUGGACAACUGUUACUAAAACAUGCAAAGUUCCUUCCUUCCUUCCUUCCUUCCUUCUUUCCUUCCUUCCUUCCUUCCUUCCAAAUUUAUUUUGAUUAUCAUAUUAUGGAUUUUUCAGUAAAACUGGCUAUUGUUAAGUAUGUGUGGUGGGAGGCUAACUUACCAUAAAAUGUCACACCUGCAGGACUCUUCAAUAUUAGGGUGGGGAGGGAAAAGUGUGUAUACUGCAGCCUGCUAAACAUUGUUUCAAGUGACAUAUGGUGAAUUUUAGUUUGUGAUCUCCACUGCAUGCAACUGUGAUAAUGCUCCUUGCACAUUUCCACACUUGGUAAGAACAGCCCAUACCUGUCAGCUUCCUAAAUUACUUUUUCCUUUGUUCCAGCUACCAUGCUUUGCUGGAAAUAUUCUUAACCGCUGCCAUUGAGUCUUCCUAUCCUUCUUUGAUAUGCAUUUUCAUAAUUCUUAAUAAUUGUACAAAUCCACAUGGUUUGCUUUGACUUAAAGCUUAAUGUGUGGUGAUCAUCCCAUUGGGAUGUAUUUCUGAUUAUAUCUGGGCCAUCAAAGAGGAUUGAUUUGAAAGUAUUUCUGGAGUGCUUCUGGAGAAUAUAUUUAAGUUGGGUCCGUCCUCCCCCACCCCCCCAAGUAACUUGUAUGAAGGAGAUCUCUAUAAUGCCUGAGGAAAUUUGUAAAUGGGAAAUAUUGCUAACAACUCUUAAGAUCCUGACUUUUUUUUCUGUUCUCUAGUUUGUUUGUUUUUUAAUAUUGGGACUUGGGGCAGACUAUUUAUUAGAGUUUUGCAACAGAGUUCUUGUAUGAAGCCUCUAAAUGGCUACUUGUAAAAAAAAUUCUGACAAUAAAAUUCAUUUUAAAAG
This is a messenger RNA of Pseudonaja textilis, 8019 nucleotides long. The record is from RefSeq and is a predicted model, not a curated record. NCBI's taxonomy places the organism in Eukaryota, Metazoa, Chordata, Lepidosauria, Squamata, Elapidae.